Messenger RNA from Gossypium raimondii (Peruvian cotton), 2202 nucleotides. RefSeq lists its product as hypothetical. The record is from RefSeq and is a predicted model, not a curated record. NCBI's taxonomy places the organism in Eukaryota, Viridiplantae, Streptophyta, Magnoliopsida, Malvales, Malvaceae. Bases 167 to 1744 code for a protein of 525 amino acids. The transcript has 3 exons.
CUUUUUCUAGAUUGAAAAAAGAGAAAAUCACUCCACUGCACACAAACAAAGGGAAAACCCAGGAAAAGGAAGAUUUGAAAUUUUAUUCCAUUUGAUUGAAAGCAAAAUAAUUUUUUUUUUUUUAAAGAAGGGGUGAGUUUCGGGGAAGUUGUUUUUCACGUAUUUAAUGCAUCAGAAGAAAUCGGAAGUUCAGAUCGGAAAAGAAAGCAGCGGCGUCUCUUCCGAUUUUCAUCCUAAACCCUCAACGGUUCAUCACCACCACCACCAACAUCAUCAUCAUCAUAGUCUUCCAUCUCAUCACCUGCAACAUUUUAAUUACCAUCAUAGUGUGUAUCAGCUUUCCGAUACAACAGCGACGCCAAUUUCCGUUUUCCCUCAGAUAGUUAUCCAGAACCCUCCCCAAAAUGACGCAAUUGCGCCUGCUUCUUCAUCCCCUUCUUCUUCUUCUUCUUCUUCGCCGACGCCUUACAAGAGACCCCUUUUGGCCCAAACGCCUUCUCUCACAAAAACCCCGACCUUGUACCGUUUUACGUCGCCCCCUCAUUUCAGUUCCCCUAAUGCCGCUUCCUUUUUUUCCUUCUCCAUUGCUGCUAAAUCUUUCAUUUAUCGGAUUCUCCGUCGUUUCAAGCAAUUGCGUUGUCUCCGGGUUCAUCUACGCUUAAUCCUCCUUCUAUCUCUCCCUUUUUUCUACUUCCUAGUUUCGCAUCCAAGCCACUCCUUUUUACUUGACUUCCUAUCGGCUUUCGCUUUCUCCGCUGCGCUGCUUUUUUCCCUUAACCUCGCUCUCCCUCGACUUCCUUCUAUUCGUUUGUUCUUAGCCCGUUCUUUUCCAAUUAAGUUCAAGCCAUCAUCUUCACUCUCGAGGCCUCAUUUGCCUGUUUUUUGGUCAAUUGGGUCUCGACCAAAAUCUGAAAAGCGAGCGAAUUCGGGGUGUUGGGUUCAGGUUUAUAGCAAUGGAGAUGUUUAUGAAGGGGAGUUUCAUAAGGGGAAAUGUUCAGGGAGCGGCGUUUAUUACUAUUAUUUGAGUGGACGAUACGAGGGGGACUGGGUGGAUGGCAAGUAUGAUGGCUAUGGGGUGGAAACGUGGGCUAGAGGAAGCCGGUAUCGUGGGCAGUAUAAGCAGGGCCUUAGGCAUGGAUUUGGGGUUUAUAGGUUCUACACUGGGGAUGUUUAUGCAGGUGAGUGGUCUAAUGGGCAGGGUCAUGGCUGUGGAAUCCAUACUUGUGAGGAUGGAAGUCGAUAUGUUGGGGAAUUCAAAUGCGGAGUCAAGCAUGGACUUGGACAUUACCAUUUUAGGAAUGGAGAUACAUAUGCUGGGGAAUAUUUUGCAGACAAGAUGCACGGAUUUGGUGUCUAUUGUUUUGCAAAUGGCCAUUGCUACGAGGGUGCUUGGCAUGAGGGUAGGCGACAAGGGCUUGGAAUGUAUACAUUUAGAAAUGGGGAAGCACAAUCUGGUCAUUGGCAAAAUGGAGUUCUUAAUGUCCCAAGCACACAGAACUCUACGUAUCCAGUAUCACCUGUAGCUGUUUAUCAUUCAAAAGUACUAAAUGCAGUGCAGGAGGCUCGAAGGGCAGCAGAGAAAGCUUAUGAUGUGGCCAAGGUAGAUGAGAGAGUGAACAAGGCAGUUGCUGCAGCUAAUAGAGCAGCAAAUGCAGCAAGAGUAAUAGCGGUUAAAGCAGUGCAAAAGCAAAUGCAUCAUACUAAUAACAAUGACAACAUUCCCAUUCCCAUUCCUAUCAUGUGAGACUAACAACUGCUCAUUUAGUUUUGAAGAUACAUGAGAUAGCGGCGAGAGGAUGGUGAUUUGUGGGACUUUAUCAAAUAGGUUUGUGUUUUUAUGCUGUUAUCUCCUUACAGUCCUCGGUGUUUGGUCAAGAGGCUGUAAAUUUAACAUGCCUGGCAUGGGAGAAGAGAUGGCUUUAAAAGAAAUUAUUAUUGUAAGAGCUGGGAAGAAUGCCCUAGCAUACACAGAGGAAGACAAAGAGCUGAAGAUGGUUGAUGGCACCAUCCAUAUUUGUGGUUUAGUUAUAUCUGCUUUUCCUACAGUUUUGUAAAGAUGAGGUAGAUGAUGAUCGUGAUGUAAUAAUAUGUAAGUGAUGGUAUUGGUAUGCAAGUCUGGUGACACCUCAUCCAGUCUCGGUGUUUGUUGUGAACUUCGAUUGAUUUGAUUUUGCGAUGAAGAAAAUCAUGCAUGUUUUCUCA